GUGCAACGGAAAGAAGUAUUAUAUCAAUACAUCACUCUUAUGGGAUGCCACUUUCACGCUUUCAGUCAUCCAAUCCAUUCACGAUUGAAUAUGCAAUUUCAGGGUCACAGGCUGAGUACAGCUGUUUGAUCGUUACGCAACAAAGCACCCCGAUCCUUUAACUCUAUUGCAGGCCAUCUCAACAGAGCUGAUUGAGUGCCUAUAAAUCCCAAACCUUGAUUUGCGAAACCCUAAUUUCUUUGCAUUCUCAAUGCCAUCAUACCUCCCUCAUCGGUGAAUUCAUUCAGGAGAUUACGUAUUUGGUUUUAUUCGUUCCCAGAAGUUUCGUAACUGGAAGAUGGAUAUAGAAGAAAGGCAAGCGGAGCACAUAGAGUACUUCGUGAAGCAAGCGUCGGCCCUCAAUGGCUCCGCCUUGGCUACUGUCGUCGUCGAGGCCACGUCCCAUCCCUCUCUUUUUGCCUUCUCCGAGUUGCUCUCUGUUACCAAUAUUUUAGAGCUGGAAGGAACUGAGAACUCUAUUUACCUCGAUUUGCUUCGCACGUUUGCUCAUGGAACAUGGACUGAGUACAAAGCUCUUGCUGAAAGGCUUCCUCAGUUGAUGUCUGAUCAAGUGCUCAAGUUGAAGCAACUAACUGUGCUUACACUAGCUGAGUCGACCAAGGUGCUUCCCUAUGAUUUACUUAUGCACGAACUAGACGUCACAAAUGUCCGCGAACUUGAGGAUUUUCUCAUUAACGAGUGCAUGUACGUGGGCAUAGUUAGGGGAAAGCUGGACCAGUUGCGCAGAUGCUUUGAGGUGCAAUUUGCAGCAGGGAGGGAUCUCAGGCCUGGCCAAUUGGGGAGCAUGAUACGGAUGCUAACAGAUUGGCUCACUACUUCAGAUAAUCUUCUCAUAUCAAUUCAAGAGAAGAUCAAAUGGGCUGAUACGAUGAGUGAGAUGGGCAAGAAGCAUAAGAAAGAAAUGGAAGAAAAGCUUGAAGAAGUAAAGAAGUCAUUGUCUUUCAAGGCGGACAUCGACUACCGAGGGCAUGAGGAGAUCUACUCUGAACAUGUUGGAGUGAUGGAUUUUGAAGAAGACCGAAGCCGGCCCAAGAGAAGAAGACACCCUUUUGGUUAAGGAGAUAGAGCAAGGAGUGCGGGGUUGGUUUAGUUUGGCUACCACACAGUGUUUUGGUCAUCAGCCUCAACAACAUUGCGUGAUUAUCUUCUUUGAGAAUGGUGUUAUAGCUGCUUUGAGAUUGAACUUACAAACCUUAGACUCCGAAGUACUGAUGGUGCAUGAUUUUGUACUGCAAUCUCUAACUGACUAUUUUUUUGGGGUUGGCACAAGAAGACCAAGUGCCUUGAUGCGGCUUUCAUUUAUUUAUUAUAUAUAUGGAGAUGAUACCACACAUUGUUAGAUCAAUCAAAUUGCAUGCUUCUCUUUUCCAUGUCUGUAUUCAUCGCCUUACCGCUGUGAAGGAAAUGGUUGACCCAUCAAUCUGUGUUACAAGUGGCAGUCUCGCGUAUGUGAGAUGAUGUUUCUCUCGUGCAUGCGAGCUUUUCUUGAUUUAAUGGCAAAAUUUCAACAACUUCCUUCGCAUCAGAUGGGAGCAUGCUGUCGAUUGAGAACCCUGUAACUUGAGGGUGAUCGAUUGAUGCUUAAAGGGGAAGGGGCACACUUGGUUCUUGGCAGAAGAAGAGGAAUUAUGGGCAGCGGUGAUGCAUUCUUUUGACUGCUUUUGGUUGGCACCUUUCUCAUGGAAGAGCCCCGCGAGGCCUAUAUAGCGGAGAUUGCGAACAAGGUCAGCGCAGGCAAGGCGGGGCUGGAUGGAGAUGAGGUAGACCCGACGCAAGAAAGUUUGGAAAAGUUGAUCGGACAGUGCGACUUUUGGGAGAUCAGGAAUGAGGAUGACGAAGUGCUGUUUGAUGAGGAGGACGUCGCGGACCGCAUGGAGCAGUCAAUUCAGGGGGCUCAUCCCCCUCCCGAGCCGCCGCCAUGGAGUGCAAGAGAGUCUAAGGUUUGGAAGAAGAUAAGUGAACUCGUUUUAAUUUCGUUUUAUUUUAUUUGUGUUUUUCUUUGGAUUGCAAACUGUUUUGGGUGUGUUCUUAUUUCCUAAAAGAAAGACUUUAGAGUUUAUAAAUCAGGUGAUGAGAAGUCUGGUUUGCCUGUCAUUGGCUCAGUUAAGCCCAUUACAGGCUCAGUGAAUCUCAUUGCCUCAAAGAAGGUGAUAUAUUCUAAGUAUGGUUCAAAGGCGGACGACAGAAAAAUGACUUUAUUGUCGUUUUGUUUCCUGCUUUAUCUCUGAUUGUAUUAUCAGCCAAGUUACAAACGUUUUGUUGAUUUAAUAUAAUUGUUCGUUUUACGAUAGAA
Cuscuta europaea is the source of this 2353-nucleotide messenger RNA. The record is from the annotation of a GenBank genome assembly. NCBI's taxonomy places the organism in Eukaryota, Viridiplantae, Streptophyta, Magnoliopsida, Solanales, Convolvulaceae.